AUGCCGCCGCCGUGGUCGACCAGCCUCGCAAGGCCGAAAUCCCCUAACUUGGCAUUGAAAUUGACGUCCAGCAUCACAUUGCUCGACUUCACGUCCCUGUGGACCACGCACUGCUCCGACUCCUCGUGGAGGUAA
This is a messenger RNA of Spirodela intermedia, 135 nucleotides long. Lineage: Eukaryota; Viridiplantae; Streptophyta; Magnoliopsida; Alismatales; Araceae. The record is from the annotation of a GenBank genome assembly.